This is a messenger RNA of Phascolarctos cinereus (koala), 2888 nucleotides long. RefSeq names its product solute carrier family 19 member 1 (gene SLC19A1). Gene Ontology annotation, molecular function: folic acid binding; folate:monoatomic anion antiporter activity. The record is from RefSeq and is a predicted model, not a curated record. NCBI's taxonomy places the organism in Eukaryota, Metazoa, Chordata, Mammalia, Diprotodontia, Phascolarctidae. Gene Ontology annotation, biological process: folate transmembrane transport. Gene Ontology annotation, cellular component: basolateral plasma membrane; apical plasma membrane; plasma membrane.
AUGCCCGCCAGGUGCACCAUCUUCAGCUCCAUCCUCUCAAGCCCGGCCUUCCUCUGUGUCUCAUCUUGGUUGGCAGUUUUUACAGGACGCCAGCUGCCGGGGCUCUGCACUCUCUUUAAAUUACCUCGGUUUUACUUUGCUGCCCAGUACAAACUCUUGGGGGGGGGAGAGCCUUGGAGAAAGCUUAGGGCAGAGGCAGAGGUGGGCCGGGCACAGAUACCCGUGAGCCGGGAGGGCUUCCCUCACAGGCACGGGACACCCAAUGUGUUUGGCGAAGACUCUCAGGGACAGGGCUCCGCACACACUAGGCCUCCUCUGACCAGUGAGGCGGGAUCCCGGUUCACAGGAUUGGGGGCGGGGCCUGUGAUGGGGCGGGGCCUAGUGUGGGGGCGGGCCUCCCAAGCUCCGGCUCGCCGCCGGCUCCGCCCCUCCCAGGCCGGCUCCGCCCCGUCGCUCUCUGGGCGUUGUAGUCCGCAGGCGCUCGGCGCGCACGCGUGUCCGGGAGCCCAGGACUCCAAGUCCCAGAAGGCCGCGCGCCUCCUCCUCCGCCCCCGCCCCUCCCCCUCUCUGGAGUUCCAUGUGAGUCUGCCCAGCCAGGCCCCGUCCAGUCCAGUCCAGUCCACUGUCCGCAGUCGGGUCCAGCACAGUCCAGCGUCCGCAGUCCGGUCGCUGCUCCCGCCGCUGCCUCUCCCGCUGCCGGUGCUGGUGCCGGUGCCGGUGUCACCGCGGGGGCUUCAGGGGCCGCCCCCUGCCCAGCACAAGAUCCCAGGACUUUGGUGCUGCGGAAGCGUGACUCAGGAAGCCAGCUUGGGAUGCCAUGACCCCCACCAGGUGGACGCGGAGAAGCUGGGGGCUCCUGCCCCAGAGAAGUCCUGGAAGUUCCUGGUUUUCUACCUCUGCUUCUACGGCUUCAUGAUUCAGAUGCGGCCUGGAGAGAGCUUCAUCACGCCCUACCUGCUGGGCCCGGACCAGAACUUCACCCAAGAGCAGGUCACCAAUGAGAUGACGCCCGUCCUGACCUACUCAUACAUGGCGGUCCUGGUGCCCAUCUUCCUGCUCACGGACUACCUGCGCUAUAAGCCAGUGCUGGUCCUGCAGAGCCUGAGUUACCUGUCCGUGUGGGUGCUGCUGAUCUUUGGCACCAACGUCCUGUCCAUGCAGUUCAUGGAGUUCUUCUUCGGCGUCACCAUGGCGGCCCGGGUGGCAUAUUCCUCCUACAUCUUCCUCCUCGUCAGCCCCUCCCGCUACCAGCGGAUGGCGAGCUACUCACGCACGUCCGUGCUCCUGGGCGUCUUCACCAGCUCCGUGCUGGGGCAGAUCUGUGUCACUGUGGGCAAGGUCCCCUUCGUCACCCUGCACUACAUCUCCCUGGGCUUCAUAGUCUUUGGGCUGGUCCUGGCGCUCUUCCUGAAGCGGCCCCGGCGAAGUCUCUUCUUCAACCGCCCCCGCGAGCCUGUGUGCAAUGGAGCUUCGCCCUCAGAACUGGACCAGAUGAACCCGGGCGGGGCAAAGCGCCCAGAGGGCGAGCCCAGGUGGCGGUUCCUGGCCGUCUGCAGGGACUCGACGCUGGUGCGGAUGCUGCUGGAGCUGGUGGACAUCGUCCGUGUGCCGCAGCUGCGCCUGUGGUCCCUCUGGUGGGUGUUCAACUUCACCGGAUACUAUCUCAUCCUCUAUUACGUCCAUAUUUUGUGGAAUGAGGUGAACCCCACCCCGGACAGCUCCAAGGUCUACAAUGGGGGCGUGGAUGCCGCUUCGACUUUGCUGGGGGCUCUCACCUCCCUUGCGGCGGGCUUUGUGAAGAUCCGCUGGGCAGUGUGGUCAGAGCUGGUGAUCGGGGCCAUCACUGUCCUGCAGGCCGGGCUCAUCUUGCUCAUGUACACCACCAGCAGCAUCUGGGUGUGCUAUGUGUCUCUGGUGCUGUUCAGGGGCUUGCAUCAGUUCCUGGUGCCCAUCGCCACUUUCCAGAUCGCCUCGUCCCUGACCAAGGAGCUAUGUGCCCUGGUGUUUGGGGUCAACACCUUCUUUGCGACCGUCCUGAAGACCAUCGUGAUCGUCAUUGUGGUGGAUAAGAGGGGCCUCGGGCUCCCCGUCCGCUCCCAGUUCCGAGUCUACUUUGGCUAUUUCACAGUGCUGGCCGUGGCCUACUUUUCGGGGGCCGCAUACACGGCGGUGAGGCACUGUCGGCAGAGCAGGCUCCAGAACGUCCCCGUGGCGAAGGAGCUGAGGAGCCCCAUGGAGAUGUUGGAGAAGACGCCGAGCCCCGAGGAUGAUGGCAUCGCUGGCGUCCACGCCUGAUUGGAGACGCCGGUGGGCGGAAGGGCAAUCAUACAUGCUCGCGCCAGCUCGGCCCCGGGUGGGCGCAAAGCUCCCCCCACCCACCUUACUGGCCCUCCCCCCCUGCAUCUGUGGGAAGCAGUUCCAGAGGCUCUGCUGUGGCCUUGUCUCUUCUGCCACGUCCGACACUGACUGUACUCUUUAGCUGGGUUGAGGUUCAUGGUAUGAGCACCUUGGGAAACCAAGGCUGGGAGCAUGACUGCGUUAGGCUGGGCGCGUCACUGCUCGUGAUCUUAUCUUGGUACAGUCCUGUCAAACCCGGGAGAACCUAUUUUCCUCAAUUUGAUUAAGAAAUAGUUCUUGCCCAGACCAUGAAAUGGUGCCAUCCAAAGCCUCAGCCAGCUGGCUCCGUUAACCUGGAUGCCAUAUUGAGAACCAGCUGAAUCAGGUGCUCAAGGUAUUACCUUGACCUUUGGCAGGGCAGCCAAGCCAAGCGUGAGACAAUCACAGAGAGCACUAGGAUCCCCCGCCACGUUCACACACUCUCACACUCACUCUCAUCUACACACACACACUCUCACAUGUUCACACACACUCACACUCAUCUACACAUA